AACCCUAACAUUGCACAUUCAAAUCCGAAACGGGGCUGAGUCCUGUUUUGGUCAUAAUUUCUCAUCUAAUUAUAUUCCGGUCGCAUCUCCCUAACAAAAGAAUGUGGUUCAGUAUUGUAACGUUACUUUUGGUUUCGGUUCAGGUUCAGUCUGAAUCCCAUCGAAACUGUGGGGUCUGCGAACCCGAAAAAUGCGUCCCACCGUCCGAGGAUUGUUUAACGGGCCUCGUAAAGGAUCUGUGCGGCUGCUGUUACGUAUGCGGACGGCGAGAGGGUGCUCAAUGUGACGGUGAUACCCUGCCACUCCCAUACCAAGGCAGAGGGUACGGGCCCUGCGGUGAAAACCUCGAGUGUAGGCCCCGCAAUGAUCUGCCUCCUUCGGAUCCACCCGAAACGGAAUGUGUCUGUAUCAAAAAGGAGGCCCUAUGUGGGAAUGAUGGCAAAACGUAUGAAAAUGAGUGUCAGAUGACUGAGGCUAGAUAUAAAUAUAGAAAUGGAUUACAAGCAAUACACAGAGGUCCUUGCAGCACUGUUGCGAAAAUAAUCACUCCACCUGAAGACGUUUCCAACAGUACAGGUGGCAAUGUCGCUAUGACCUGUGAAGCUAUGGGAUGGCCUGUACCUACCAUUGAAUGGAGAGUGGAUAGGGGUAAAGGGGAUACUAAACCCCUUCCUAGCGACGAUUCCAAAAUAUCUGUGCAAUCUCGAGGAGGUCCAAGCAAGUAUGAGGUUACAUCUUGGUUGCAGAUGCUGAAUGUCCAACCAGAUGAUGAUGCUACUUAUUGGUGCAUUGCUAAAAAUGAAGAGGGCGAAUCAUCUGCUGCUGCCAAAUUAAUUAUUCUUGAUUCAAAAGCUGACAUUGGCAGAAAAGACAUCAACAAUGAUUUGUAAUUGGAAAUUAUUGUUAUAAUUAUUUUUUUUUUAAAGAUAAUGAAGUGCCUUUGCUACUAUUUUUACUGCCAUUUUCCUGUUACUUACGUUUUAUGUGAUAAAGAAAUUAUAUAUUUUGAUGAACAAGAAAGCAAAAGCGACUGAUAAUGUGUCGCCUAUAAAUGUAUUUGAUGUAUAAUAAUGGUAAAUCAUGUUUGUAUCAUACAUAUUUUGUUUGUUUUAACCCUUAAUAUCUUUUAGUUAAUCAUUUUUAUAAAUGGUAUUUAACAUUAUAGUAUAUUUUUCCCUUCAGAACUUUUAAGUUUGUUUUAUAUCUUGUUGUUCAAUAGAUAAGUGGUUAAAUACCUUAUAGUGCUAAAAAGUUUGUAUCCGAUUCAUGUGAAUUACUUUCAUUAAAGAAAUUAUUGCUUUUA
Parasteatoda tepidariorum (common house spider) is the source of this 1303-nucleotide messenger RNA. Its product is annotated as insulin-like growth factor-binding protein-related protein 1. Gene Ontology annotation, molecular function: insulin-like growth factor binding. The record is from RefSeq and is a predicted model, not a curated record. Gene Ontology annotation, cellular component: extracellular region. Lineage: Eukaryota; Metazoa; Arthropoda; Arachnida; Araneae; Theridiidae. Gene Ontology annotation, biological process: regulation of cell growth; regulation of signal transduction.